UUUGAACAAACUUUAUUGGUUCAGAACGUGUCGCUCAAGAGUGACGCUGAGGAUGGGCGGAGCUUACAGAGUAAUGGCGUCGCAAAGGCCUAUUCCUUCUCAGUUAUCGAAACCGCCGAGUUCGCGGGCCCAGCCUGCUUCAGCCCCAAUUAGGAUUGUAUUCUGACACUUCUGGUCAUUUCGCGCCUCUGACAGCUCGAGUGCAGCUUCUUUGUGACUUCGGGCAGAAUUCUUGCGAUAAAGGCCUCGCGGCCUCGGCCUCAGGUAAAUGGCGCGUCCCGACAAGCUUUGCAAGAUGGUUCCCUGGUGCUUCUCUACUUCAGUUUAAACUAUACAGAGUCGUCUUCUCUUACACAGGCCUUCCCCUCAGUAUUAACAGGAGAGCCGACGUCACCCGAAAUAAGACAGACUGGUUACAGUGUUCUGCAUGAUAACUGGAGAUUGAGGAAAGAGCUCCGCAACCAAUUAAAUAUCAGACCCAUGUUUUUUUGUAUCAUUUAUACCUGCAACUGGUGUGUGAUCAGCUGGGGUUUCUUCUAGCGUGCAAGCCUAGUUGUGUGAAGCAACCUCACUAAAGGGGGCACAGGAUGGCAUCUGUGCCGGUUUAUUGUCUUUGCUGCCUGCCCUACGAUGUCACACGUUUCAUGAUUGAAUGCGAUGUCUGCCAAGACUGGUUUCAUGGAAGCUGUGUUGGAGUGGAGGAGGAAAAAGCAUCUGAAAUUGACCUAUAUCACUGUCCGAACUGCCAGAUAACUCAUGGACCAUCUGUUAUGAAACGUCGACGUGGGAAUUUAAAGCAGGAUCUACACUUGAGCAAAGACAUUGGGAAGCCAGUACAGACAGGAAGUGCAAACUUUAUCAAGGAGCUGAAAAGUAGAAAUUUCCCAAGUGCAGAGGAAAUCGUCCUAAAGCCCCAGGGUGCCCAGUUGACAGUGGAAUACUUGGAGGAGAACAGUUUCAGUGUCCCAAUUCUAGUGCUGAAGAAAGAUGGGUUAGGCAUGACGCUUCCUGCUCCAACCUUCACAGUCAGUGAUGUGGAGUACUAUGUGGGUCCUGAGAAAGAGAUCGAUGUGAUAGAUGUGACGAGGCAAGCUGAUCUGAAGAUGAAACUGAAAGAUUUUGUGAAAUAUUAUAACAGCCCCAAAAGGGAAAAGGUUCUCAAUCUGAUAAGCCUUGAAUUUUCAGAGACAAGACUCUCUAAUCUAGUGGAGACUCCAAAGAUUGUACGAAAGUUAUCCUGGGUAGAAAACCUGUGGCCAGAGCAGAGUGUUUUUGAGAGGCCUAAUGUCCAGAAAUACUGUCUCAUGGGUGUUAAGGACAGUUACACAGAUUUCCAUAUUGAUUUUGGGGGCACCUCUGUCUGGUAUCAUGUCCUUAAAGGAGAAAAAAUAUUUUACCUUAUCCAACCGACCAAAACCAACCUGGCCCUUUUUGAGUGCUGGAGCAGUUCCUCCAAUCAGAAUGAAAUGUUCUUUGGAGAUCAAGUGGAUAAAUGCUACAGAUGCCCAGUCAAACAGGGACAGACCCUUUUCAUCCCCACAGGAUGGAUACAUGCAGUGCUGACACCAGUUGACUGCUUAGCCUUUGGAGGGAACUUUCUGCACAGCCUAAGCAUUGCUAUGCAGCUCAGAGCUUAUGAGAUUGAAAAGCGAUUAAGCACCGCUGACCUCUUUAAAUUCCCAAACUUUGAAACCAUCUGUUGGUACGUGGGGAAGCAUUUACUAGACACCUUCCGUGGUUUGCGAGAGAACAGAAGACAGCCAGCAUCGUACUUGUUGCAUGGAGCCAAGGCACUUAAUACAACAUUCCGAGCCUGGACCAAGAAGGAGGCAUUGAUGGAUCACGAAGAGGAAAUUCCUGAGACCAUUAUUACUUCCCAGCUUAUUAAAGACCUAGACCGGGAGAUUCGACUAAUGGAGGAUAUCUUCCAUCAAAACAUAGAGAAAACUGGAAAUCUCAUGGGUCUAACUAGAAGCCCCGGUGCUCCAUCCACAUCGAAAGCAGCUGUUCCAUUCAAGGGCAGUAAUAAGAAGGGUGGUAGAGCAAACCAAAUGAUUAAAAAAGGAGGAAGGAAAGGCAGAGAAACAGAGGCUGACAUGAGUCCAGAACAACCAGGCACUCCUACAGGCCAGCAUCACAAGACAUUUGGAACUCCAGUGAAGGAGACUGAAGAUACAGCCCUAGAUCUUGAAGAAAAGCCAGAUAUCGGCUUGCUGGAUGGAGAGAUAGCAGACAGUAAACUGAGGCUGAUGAUGGCUAACGGUUCCAAUGUAAGUGGCAAGAAGGAGCGUGUAGGAGCUGGAAGUAGACGCCAAGCAGCUGCAAAUAAACACAUAAAAAAGGAACAGUUACAGGGAGAUCUGUCCGCUGGGGAUCCAUUCCUUCUAGAUUCUGAGGAUGACUUGCAAAUUGAUGAGACUCCUCGCAAAGAGAAAAAAGUAGCUCUGACAAAGAAAAAGCUACACAAGUUUCCACGAAAACUACCAAGAGCAAAGCCAUGUUCAGACCCCAACAGAGUGCGUGAGCCUGGGGAGCUUGAAUUUGAUGUAGAGGAAGACUACACCACGGAUGAUGAAAUGGCUGAAGGUGAUGGUGACCAACUUGGAGCCAGCAGUGGGGGAAUAUUAGACUUAUUGAAAGCUAGCCGGCAGGUUGGAGGUCCUGAAUAUUCUGAAAUCGAUGAAGCCCCUGCCUCUCCCAGCACACAGGAGGCAAUCCAGGGUAUGUUGUGCAUGGCCAAUCUUCAGGCCUCCUCAUCUUGCACACCUUCCAGCAUUCAAGCUUGGUGGGCAGCUGGGCAGGAGAGUGGCACGGUAGCUGGAGCAUUGCAGGGGAACACUAAGACUGCUGGGAAUAAGAGCAGUGGCAAUGGGACCAGCACCGGAAACAGCAAAGUCCUCUUGAGACCUGGAAAGAGGCCUGUGAAAAGACCAGCACACCGCAGCAUGGACAGUAAUGAUGAGGAUAGCAGUGAUGAGCAGGAGACUCUGGGGGCCUGCUUUAAGGAUUCAGAAUACAGGGGAGAGUGGCCUGGCCAGAAGACAAGCUGGAAGCAGAGAUUCACGCUUUACCCUUCACUGGAGUCUGACGAUGAUGAUCCCGCAUUGAAAUCACGUGCUAAGAAAAAGAAGCAGACAGAUGAUGCUCCGUGGAACCCUAAAGCCCGUGUCACUCCGACACUCCCCAAACAGGCUCGGCCGGUGCGCGAGGGGACACGUGUAGCAUCUGUUGAGACGGGACUUGCUGUGGCUGCUGCAAGACUUUCCCAGCAAGAACAGCAGAAAUCUCAGAAGAAAAAGGUAACCAGCAAAAAGAAACCGGUCAGCGAACCCGAGCCACCGCUUUUACCAUCAGAACCUGAGCCUCCCCCACUGGAAUCUCAAACAGAGGUCUUCUCUGGAAGUCUUGUUGAUCAUGAAUACACUGCGGGUCCAAAUAUAUUUGGCAUGGCUCAAGUGAACCGUGGAACUACACCAAUGGCACCAGGAGUCUUUCUGACGCAGCGGCGGCUUUCAGCAUCUUCACCAGGAAGUCCAGCAAUGCAGGUUCCAGGAAAACGGCCUAAGAAGGGCUUGGCCACAGCUAAACAACGCCUGGGAAAGAUCCUCAAGAUUCACCGGAAUGGAAAGCUGCUUUUGUUGUGACCUGCAAAUCUCUCAGGCAUUUGUCUAGUAGCCCAUUCUCAUGGCACUAGCAGACAAAAAGAAAUGAUGAUGGAGAAAGGAGGGCCCAAAAAAGGGUUCAGACUUGGAGCUUGGACUUAUUUUUUUUAUAAAUAUAUAUCUGCCAUCAGCAGCAAACAGAUCAUCUUUUACACACAAAAGACUAGGAAAAAAAACAGACUGGACUGUGCUGCAAGCAAAGCAGCACAUAUAUGGCCAUAAUAUGGUAACUGACAAAUGCAAGUCUCUUCCAGCCACUGUUCCUUCAUUGGCCUCAUCCUCCUCGCCCUUUAAACCACAUUUUUUAAAUAUAUAUGUAUGUAAGCAGGGUAUCUUUUAAAAGGAUAGCAGAAAAAGUUAAGAGGGGCUUUGAUCGCAAGACAUUACUAGGGUAGUUGAGAUGCAAAGCUCAAAAUCUUUUUCAACAUAUUCAAUUUGAAAAAGGUUAAUGUUAAUAGCUCAGGUUUGGCAAAAUCCGAAUUUAGCACCAGAUAUGCCGCCUUUAUUUCAAACCUAAACGGCAAUAUGUUUUUUCUGUUUCUCCUCUUGUUUAAUGUCUUUUAUAGUCAAUUUUCUGUGACAGGUUUAUUUUACAGAGCCA
Xenopus laevis (African clawed frog) is the source of this 4263-nucleotide messenger RNA. It is a transcript of the gene phf8.L, whose product is annotated as PHD finger protein 8 L homeolog. The coding region runs from base 588 to 3644 and encodes 1018 amino acids. Gene Ontology annotation, cellular component: nucleus. The transcript has 23 exons. Gene Ontology annotation, molecular function: metal ion binding. The record is from RefSeq and is a predicted model, not a curated record. Lineage: Eukaryota; Metazoa; Chordata; Amphibia; Anura; Pipidae.